Eleginops maclovinus (Patagonian blennie) is the source of this 1432-nucleotide messenger RNA. RefSeq names its product izumo sperm-egg fusion protein 1. The record is from RefSeq and is a predicted model, not a curated record. Lineage: Eukaryota; Metazoa; Chordata; Actinopteri; Perciformes; Eleginopidae. Bases 154 to 1155 code for a protein of 333 amino acids. Gene Ontology annotation, molecular function: signaling receptor binding; protein binding involved in heterotypic cell-cell adhesion. The transcript has 10 exons. Gene Ontology annotation, biological process: fusion of sperm to egg plasma membrane involved in single fertilization; heterotypic cell-cell adhesion; sperm-egg recognition. Gene Ontology annotation, cellular component: plasma membrane; acrosomal membrane.
AUAACGCUUCACAAAAGUAGUAAACUAGUAGCAGAACAUUUCGAUAAACAAACAAAAACAAUACUGUAUUGUCAGUGGUGGAAGUAUCUUUUGAAAGCUGCACUGGUGCAAAUAUCACAGGAGCCAGACUGACUGUCAGGGUGCAGAGGGCAGAUGCUUGUGGUGCUACUGGUGUCCCUGCUCUGCUGUGUCCCUGCGGCCCAGACCUGUCUGCAGUGUGACCGCAGCAUCAGGCUCCUGUACGAGGAUUUUGUCCUGUCUGCUCCCACUGUGGACGACCAGAUUGAAAUAAAAAAGAUCUGUGACUAUGCCUAUGUGACCUACAGAGAGACCAGCCAGGAGCGAAAGGGAGUUAUUGAUCCCACCACUCUGUACAGAGUCAGAACUGAGUACCAGAGUGAAUUUCACCGCUUCUUGAAAACCCAGCACAGUGGAUCUGUAACAUUUGAAGCCAUUCAAAUCCUGGAGAAGGGCAGGAAGAUCUUAGAAAAACACUUGGAUGUAUUCAUCCACGAUGGAUUGUGCCCCAACAAGUGUGGGCUUUUGAAACGAAGAGUAAUGGAUUGCUCCUCUUGCCGCUACCGGAGAUACGUCUGUCCCUCUCCCUCAGGCCAGCAGAGCUGCGGCGAGUACCCAGUGCAGGCUGAAGAGGGGGGCCAGGCAGUGUUGAACUGUUUCCUUCCAUGGCAUCGCCUUCUGUUGGAAAAAACAGAGUACCGCUACUCCUGGGCCCCCGGUGUGCCAGGAACUAAAAAGCUGAACGAGAGUGACUUCAAGGCCUUGGUAGUGACAGAUGACUCAUCUGUGGUCUUAAAUCAGCUGCAUGUGGAUGAACAGGGAACCUAUCGCUGCUCUCUGCAGGGCCGUAAUGGAACCGUUUUCUACCGAGUCACUUUCCUCCUCACUGUCGCCCCUGUGCCUGACCCAACUCUCCGACCUGUGGUCACGCUGCCCUCACCGCCUCACGGAGACAACUACUCGACUUUCCAUCCUGCAGACCUGCUGGUGCCACUCAUCGCCAUGGUUACUGCUCUGAGUCUGGCAGCGAUCAUAGGCCUCACAGUUGUCCUGGGAAUGAUGAUGAUUCAGAGGAGAGCCUCAGAGGAGACAAGGAGAAGCAGGGCGGAGAGGAAGAACACACAAAACGCGGUUUGAUAAAGAUACUGUUUACAGUAAAUACGCACAUUACAGGCAGUGACGUUUUACUCACUUAGAACACAGGUUGGACAUUUCUCUCAAUAGCUAAAUAAAUUUCCAGCCACAAAGUGCCAAGUUGGGUAGAAAUUCCACAGAUAUGAGAAACAUGUUGAUAUGUUGUUUGUCUUAAGCAAUGGCAAAAACUCAAGCAAUCAAUCAUUAUGAAUCAGAAACUGUGAUCUCUCUCGUAAACCUGAAACUGUAUGUCGUAAUAAAAAUACACACCCCAUGAAAA